AUGGCCUCUGAUAUGGUUUUUGAAUUUUGGCAGCAGCUCUGUCAGGAACACGGCAUAAGUCAAGAUGGUAAUCUCGAGGAAUUUGCGACGGAGGGAGGGGAUAGAAAGGACGUCUUCUUCUACCAGUCGGACGACACACGAUAUAUCCCUCGUGCCAUCUUGAUCGAUUUAGAGCCUCGUGUUCUCAAUGGUAUUCAAACAGGCCCAUACAGAAAUAUUUACAAUCCGGAGAACUUUUUCGUUGGGAAAAAUGGUUCGGGUGCUGCAAACAAUUGGGGAGAUGGAUAUCAAACAGGUGAAUCUGUACAUGAAGAAAUUAUGGAAAUGCUUGAUCGAGAGGCUGAUGGUAGUGACUCGCUCGAGGGGUUCAUGAUGUUGCACUCUAUAGCAGGUGGCACUGGCUCUGGGUUGGGAUCUUUUCUACUCGAACGGCUGAAUGAUCGCUUCCCCAAGAAGAUUAUCCAAACAUAUUCCGUGUUUCCAGACACCACCAAUUCUGGAGAUGUUGUUGUACAUCCAUAUAAUAGUUUACUAUCGAUGCGAAGAUUAACACAGAACGCCGACUCAGUCGUAGUGCUCGAUAAUGGUGCACUGUCAAGAAUAGCUGCAGAUAGGUUACAUGUUCAAGAGCCAUCAUUUCAACAAACUAAUCAGUUGGUUUCUACCGUUAUGUCAGCUAGUACCACUACACUUAGAUACCCAGGAUAUAUGCACAAUGAUCUUGUUAGCAUAGUCGCUUCCCUCAUCCCAACUCCUCGUUGCCAUUUCUUAAUGACAGCCUAUACACCAUUUACAGGGAACAAUGUUGAGCAGGCAAAGACUGUGCGAAAAACCACAGUUCUAGAUGUCAUGCGGAGACUUCUACAGCCAAAAAACCGCAUGGUUUCUACGAUACCCGGUAAAAAGAGUUGUUACAUAUCUAUUUUGAACGUCAUUCAGGGAGAUGUCGAUCCAACCGAUGUCCAUAAAAGUCUCCUUCGAAUUCGUGAGCGACGACUUGCGACAUUUAUUCCUUGGGGCCCGGCUAGUAUUCAAGUCGCAUUAACAAAGAAGAGUCCGUAUAUACCCAUGAAUCACAGAGUCAGUGGACUUAUGCUGGCGAACCACACAAGUAUAGCAACACUAUUUAAACGUAUCGUAAGACAAUACGAUGGAAUGCGCAAGCGCAAUGCCUUCAUGGAAGGUUAUAAGAAAACUGCACCAUUUUCUGACAAUCUUAACGAAUUUGAUGAGGCAAGAGAAGUAGUAACAGAUCUUAUUUCAGAAUAUGAAGCUGCAGAAGACGCAGAUUAUCUCAGUCCUGAUGCUGGGAAUGCUGCUCCAGCUGGAGAGGCAAGUGACAGAAGACUUCCUUAA
Sclerotinia sclerotiorum 1980 UF-70 is the source of this 1356-nucleotide messenger RNA. RefSeq names its product tubulin gamma chain. The record is from RefSeq and is a predicted model, not a curated record. Gene Ontology annotation, molecular function: structural constituent of cytoskeleton; GTP binding. Gene Ontology annotation, biological process: mitotic sister chromatid segregation; meiotic spindle organization; mitotic cell cycle. The transcript has 6 exons. The coding region runs from base 1 to 1356 and encodes 451 amino acids. Gene Ontology annotation, cellular component: spindle; gamma-tubulin complex; microtubule. Lineage: Eukaryota; Fungi; Ascomycota; Leotiomycetes; Helotiales; Sclerotiniaceae.